Messenger RNA from Pelodiscus sinensis (Chinese soft-shelled turtle), 879 nucleotides. NCBI's taxonomy places the organism in Eukaryota, Metazoa, Chordata, Testudines, Trionychidae. The record is from RefSeq and is a predicted model, not a curated record.
AUGGAAUUCCUCCCAAACUACAUCCUGGUGCUCUAUGGUUUGGCCUUCCUCGCUGGGCUACCAUUGAAUGGCUACUGGACGGCCAGCGCCAUUUGGUUCCUGAACCGGGCCAUGUGCGAUUUCAUUUUCAUCUUCUGCCUGACCCUCAGAUUCAUCCUCAUCUUCUCUCGGCAUGUAGACUGGGCCUGGAGGCUGAGCAGCUCCAUCACCUCCAUGCACAUGUUCUCCAGCGCCUUCCUCCUCAUGGACAUCAGCGUCCAUCGCUGCAUCCUCGUGGCACGGCCUGAGUGGGCCCAGAAAUGCUGCACGGCCUCCCUGGCCCGCUGGGUGUCUCUGGGCACACUAGUCCUGUCUGUUGGGUUCAGCUGGAGGUACAGUGACCUCUGGGAAUCCCUCUUCUCACCUCCUAGCACAAGAAUGAGUUUCCAAAUGGAUCUAGAGAGGGCGAAGGCCGCCAUCGCAAUCCAGUUCCUGACUGGGUUUCUCAUCCCAUUAGCCUUGAGUGUGAUCCCAACCUUCUGCGUCGUUCACACUGCCAGGCGGGGAAGGAACCGGCUGAUCCAGGCCACCCAGCCGCUCAAGAUCCUUCUCGGCUUGAUCCCGACCUUUAUCCUGUGCUGGCUGCCGUAUCACGUCUUCUUCUUCAUGCAGCUCUCAGCUAUGCCCUCUCGGCCUUUUCUGGAAAUAGGCUGCGCAUUUACUUACGUCCUGACAUACGUCAACAGCUGCCUCAACCCCAUCUUCUACCUCACCAUGGAGGAAGAGUUUCUGAGAUACCGACAACGUGCUCGCAACCCCCACACCACCGAUCACUUGGAGCGGAACCAGACGACUAGCCCCAUCCCUCCAGCCCUCCCCACCAGGAGUUGCACCCAGUAG